Messenger RNA from Aspergillus wentii DTO 134E9, 840 nucleotides. RefSeq lists its product as uncharacterized. The coding region runs from base 152 to 676 and encodes 174 amino acids. The record is from RefSeq and is a predicted model, not a curated record. NCBI's taxonomy places the organism in Eukaryota, Fungi, Ascomycota, Eurotiomycetes, Eurotiales, Aspergillaceae. The transcript has a single exon.
CCCCUCCUCUCCGCUCCGAGGAUCCAUGUGAGCAUGCUCCAUAACAAUUUGUUCUCUUGUUUAUAUUUGGCUGCAAGACAUCUUGUCGGUCCCCAGGCCCCCCUUUGUCACCUUUCUAUGACCGACAGCUCGAGAUGUCGGUAUACGGAUAAUGUGCUUGAUGCAUGACGCAUGCGUUGUUUUAUUUUAUUAUUAUUAUUAUUUUUUUUUCACUUUUAUUAUUAUGGGAGGGCGCCUGCUUGGCAUGACUUGGUGUUGUUUCGGCUAUACGAGAAUCUUUCUCGUUACGUCGUGGGAACUCAUAGAUAUUUCUUUUCUCUCUUCCCCUCUUCUCCUCUUAUCAUUUCCCACGAUUACCUCUUAUUACCACUACGACUGCCGUUAUUGCGAAGCACUAUUUUUUAUUUUUAUUAUUUUUAUUAUUUUACUUUUUUUACAAUGGUCAGACCCCGCUAAGAGACGGAGCGAGCCGGAAGUGGAUCGAGGAAGGAUGAGCGCAACAAGUGGUGUUGGACGGAUCAUGCACGAUAAUUCGAAAAAGGAAAAGGAGCAAAAAAAAACAAAGGCAUCCGAUGGGAUGAUGCUCGAUUUAACCGAUCCGUCAAAGAGAAGAAGAAGACGAAGAAGCAGAAGCCGAAGAUUUGCAGUCGAUAUAUUAGCAGGCAUUUCGAUAUGAUACCCUACGACCGAGCUUUGAGUUGUGAUUCCAUGCAUUUACCCAAAAAUACAUAGAGCAGAAGAAUGAAUUUAUCCAGUUGACUGAGCUGUACCUGUAUAUACAUGGUAGUAGAAAUAAAGAUACCGAAUCCUACUAAGCCAGACUCAAAAUUCUGAUGUCCA